AUGACGAAGCGGAGGCAGGACCGAACCCCCUCCAAUCUGAAGAUUGCUCACGAAGAGUUGCAGGAGCAGUUCGAUGAGCUUCGUAACAUCAACGAUUCCGUUUUCUCCGUAAACUCCGCAUUAAACGGAAUUAUUGCUUCUUGCGAGAAACACGAGGGACGGCUUAAGCAAAUAGCUGAUGUAUUCAAGAAAGAAUAUCAACUUCCAGAAGUGACAUUUAAAGGAAAACAAGGACUUAUCGAAGAAUUUGAAUCAAUUUCGAACUACUGCAGGGGAAUUAUACAAAAUACGAGUAUUUCUAAGGUUGAUGAUCCUUAUGCACUUAAAAAUCUUAUGAAAAUUAGCAAAUUAUUCGAGGAAACAGUUGAUAUUAGCAAAAUCUUCUUUAUUCUCAAAAAUCUUCACCAACAGACAAUCACUACACCAGCCAUUCAAUACAUAACUGAGUGUUCCGACCCUCUCGAGUUCACACAACUGAUAAAAAUCACUCCAAAUUUCUUAAAAUCGAAUCCUACAUCUUUUAAUAAGGAAUGCGCACUCCAAGAGGUCCAUACAAAACUCGUAGACCUUGUUGAAAAGCUUUCCGAGGCCCAUGAUGCUUUGGUUGCUAAAAAUGAUGAAAUCAAAAUGUUUUUGCAGUAUCCGAGUGUCGAAAUCCUUCAAAAGAGUGUUCAGUUCCAAAGAUAUAUCAGUUUUCAUAGAAAAUCACGCGAAUCAUUCACGAAAACGAGCUCUUCUUACGCAAAACAAGCAAAUCAAAUAUUAAUAAUGCUAGGACAGAUCAAAAAUAAUCUCCAUGGUACCAGUCAAUAUUUUACCAAGUCAAUCAAUGAAAUUAAAGCAGAAUCUGCUGCUAUCCAAGAAAAAUACGUAAAUUCAACGAUAAAACUUGCAGAAUUGAGAUCCAUCAAGUUUAUUAAAGACAAAUACUCAACGAAUGCUAUUACGAAAUACAUAAAUUCCAAUAAAAUGUAUACAGAUGCAGAAAAUAAGUUAAUUGAAGGAGUUUGUGAUACAGAUAAGCUCCGAGCCUUCCACGAUUAUCUUGUACAGUCAAAGGACGAAGCCGCGUCCAACAACAAAGAAUUUCGAGACUUAUUAAAUAAAUUAGACUCCGGAGCUUUAGUUACGGCCAACAGCGAGACAGAAGAUAGUAGGAAACUCAGGCAAGCCAUUGACAUACUUUUUGAUCAAGUUUCUGAUGGUUUCAGUGCUUUCAUUUCAACAUUUGAAAUUGCAUCGCAAAUGUCAGGCGAUGUUGAAGAAUGUGUUAGAGCAAUGAGUACUAUUGGCAAAAUGUAUGAAGAUGUUGACGUAAUCGAGUCCCAAGUCGCUUGUAAACCUUCAAAUAAUUGGUACGAACAAUUAACUCGGAGAACGAGCCAAAACAUUGAUAAAAAGAAGACAGAUUUAGAGCAGAUCCAGAAAGAGACAAAAAAUUUGAAAUCGGCCACAUCAAAAUUAAAAUCAAGUGUGGUCGGUCUCAAAACCGAUAAAGAACACAAAUGCGAGCAAUGCCGUAUAAACAGGACACUUUGUCUCGCUACUUGUGGCCAUACUUUUUGCGAAAACUGCCUCAAACGAGAGAAAUGCCAUGGAAAGUGCCCAAUUUGCAUGAAAUCGUUUAAGGAAGCUGAUGUUAUCAAAAUAAUGUGGGAAUAA
Molecule: messenger RNA, 1662 nt
Organism: Trichomonas vaginalis G3
Lineage: Eukaryota; Parabasalia; Trichomonadida; Trichomonadidae
Product: zinc finger, RING/FYVE/PHD-type domain-containing protein
Exons: 1
Coding region: 1-1662 (553 amino acids)
Source: RefSeq, a predicted model, not a curated record